AUGUCACAGCUACAAGACCUGAAAGAUAUGAAGACUCCUGAAGCGCGAUCGCCAAGCGAGGCGAAUAGCGACGAAGGUUAUGGAGAAGUCAUUGCUGUGCAAAACAAUGCUGGCUUCCAUCGAAAAUUCACCGCAAGGCAGAUUCAUGUCAUUUCUCUUGGAGGCCAAAUCGGAGCCGGGCUCUUCAUUUCGUCUGGCAAAAAUUUGCGGGAUGGAGGCCCUGGGUCUCUUUUCUUGGGGUUUCUGAUUGUAUGUUCCUGUGUGUGGGCUGUCCUCCAAACCGUCAGUGAGAUGACAAUUGCCUUCCCUACCUCUGGAAACUUCAUUGAUUAUGCCGAUCGCUUUGUCGACCCUGCCGUCGCCUUUGCUGCUGGGCUUGCCAUGUGGCUUGGUUGGACUGCUGUCCUCGCAUCCGAGGCCGUCUUUUUCUCCACGAUAGUCAAUUAUUGGGCAAAGGACUCAGUCCCAGAAGCAGUGUGGCUGACGAUAUUCCUGAUUGUUAUGUUUGCCAUUUUUAGUCUUCCAAACACAGUCUUUGGAUGGUUCGAAUACUUCACUUCCAUCAUGAAGAUCCUGGUUCUUAUCAUAUUCAUCAUCACUGGGAUUGCUCUCAUCUUUGGAGCGGGCCCGCAUGGCACCAUGCACCACGGCGAGACAUGGCGUAAUGGAGAUGCUUUUCUCAACGGGUUCAAAGGCUUCGGGAACAGUGUUUUAUUGGCAAUCCUGGCAAUUGGAGACAACACCUUUACUGGAUUUCUGGCCGGCGAGGCGAAGAGUCCCCGAUUCUCAGUCGGCCAUGCAGUCUUUCUCAUCCCUAUCCGUGUCUGUGUUUUCUAUCUGACUUCCAUGGUGUUGGUCGGACUUUUAGUUUCGCCCUCCAACGAUAACUUGUUCGGUACCAGCGGCGUUGCUUCGUCCCCAUUUGUCAUCGCAAUUAACGAUGCUGGAAUCAAAGGCCUUCCUGACCUUCUGAAUGUGAUUAUUCUCUUUGCAGUAUCCGCCAUCGCUGCAGAAAGCUUCUUCGUGGCUUCCAGAAUUCUGCAGUCAUUGGCCCAUCAAGGUCUUAUCUCCGCAUACGUCUCCAAGGUGGACUCACGCGGACGCCCCCCGGAGGGGACGAUUGUUUUCAACUGGUUGGCGCAGAUUGCUAGCACAGGCUACUUCAUGGUUUGGUUUGUCAUUGCAAUCACUUCCUUCCAUUUCCGCGCAGCUCUCAAAGCCCAGAACGAUCCGCUGUUCGAGCAAAUCCAUGCCUGGAAGUGCAGUAUCUGGCCAGUUCCACCCAUUUGGUUAUUGACCUGCUGUUGCUUCUACAUUGCAUGCUCAUUAUAUCUUGCUUUGUACCCGAUUGGCUCCGAUACACCCACCGCCUACUAUUUCUUCCAAUAUAUGUUCGGUCUCAUACUGAUUCUUUUCAGUGCACUGGCAUACAAGCUUAUAUUCCGCACCAAGUAUCGUGACCCUAAGACAGUUGACUUGCAGACGGGUCGCAGGCCGCUCGGAAUAGAAGAGAUCAAGCAGCUGGAUGACUAUGAGGUUAUGCCUUGGUGGAGAAAGUUUGUCUCAUUUAUCCAACUCUGGUAG
This is a messenger RNA of Penicillium chermesinum, 1584 nucleotides long. RefSeq lists its product as uncharacterized. Bases 1 to 1584 code for a protein of 527 amino acids. Gene Ontology annotation, biological process: amino acid transmembrane transport. Gene Ontology annotation, cellular component: membrane. The record is from RefSeq and is a predicted model, not a curated record. Gene Ontology annotation, molecular function: amino acid transmembrane transporter activity. The transcript is spliced from 6 exons. Lineage: Eukaryota; Fungi; Ascomycota; Eurotiomycetes; Eurotiales; Aspergillaceae.